Molecule: messenger RNA, 4843 nt
Organism: Arachis duranensis
Lineage: Eukaryota; Viridiplantae; Streptophyta; Magnoliopsida; Fabales; Fabaceae
Product: endoribonuclease Dicer homolog 2
Exons: 23
Coding region: 364-4701 (1445 amino acids)
Biological process (GO): siRNA processing
Cellular component (GO): nucleus; cytoplasm
Molecular function (GO): protein binding; RNA binding; ribonuclease III activity
Source: RefSeq, a predicted model, not a curated record
AUUAGUAGCUUUUCUAUAUAUCUUUUUUGUGGUGUCCUCCACCUUCACCGCCUUCACCCUAUUAAACUCAUAUGUCAUAACAACAACCACACCAUCGUCACCACCAAAAUCACUCUCACUUCUCUUACUCACCACACUCUCUCCGCCGGUCGUCACUCGUCACUCUAUCUCCUCGCCUCUGCUUCCUCCGCGCCUGUGCCUCCUCCGUCUGUAUCGUCCCGGCCGCCUUGGCUCCGAGCCGCCGUGCCUCGCCUGAAAACUAAAGAAAUCUAACAUUAACCGCCUUUCUGCAACAAACAUUCAAUAGCAACACGAAUCACUCAUAAAUCUCUCACAAAACCUUAAAUCGAAGCCCUUGUUGUUAUGGAGAUGACAAGAAAAGACAAGGCUGCAAUGAGAACGGAAACCACACAGUCUUCAUGUUCGUCUUCCUCAUCCCAUCAUCUUCCUCGUCAAAAGAGAACCAAACUCCACCAUCACGGAUCGCAUCAACAGGUUGAAAUCAUGGAACCGAUCCAGAUGGAAAUUGAUGAUGGAAGCCAGCUUCAAGCUUUAGCUGAUCCUCUUCCAUUUGCUAGAAGUUAUCAGCUUGAAGCUCUGGAGAAAGCUAUUCAUGAGAACACUAUAGUGUUCUUGGAGACUGGAUCAGGAAAGACUCUCAUUGCUAUCAUGCUGCUUCGCAGUUAUGCUUAUAUGCUGCGUAAGCCUUCUCGGCACAUUGCGGUGUUCUUGGUUCCAAAAGUUGUGUUGGUGACUCAACAAGCUGAAGCUGUGAAAAUGCACACUGAUUUGAAAGUGGGAAUGUACUGGGGAGAUAUGGGAGUUGAGUACUUGGAUGCUGCUACAUGGAAAAAAGAAAUAGAUGAACAUGAGGUGCUUGUCAUGACUCCAGCUAUAUUGCUCAGAAGCUUGAGGCACGGUUUUCUCAAACUUGACAUGAUUAAGCUUUUAAUAAUGGACGAGUGCCAUCAUGCUAAGGGUAGAGACCCUUAUGCCUGCAUAAUGAAAGAGUUCUAUCAUAGGGAAUUGAACUCUGGUAUCUCUGACCUCCCUCGAAUCUUUGGGAUGACUGCAUCUCCCAUUAAGUCAAAAGUUGGAAGCUCUGAGUACACCCUCUCUGUAAAUAUCCGUGACCUAAUGACACUAAUGGACUCAAAGGUAUACACAUGCGUAAGUGAAGAUGUCAUUGCAAAGUUCAUACCAAUCUCAACUCCAAAGUUCAAGUUUUACACGAAAAGUGAAAUUCCAUAUGUGUUAUUUGAAAAAUUAGCAGUUGAACUCAAUAUGUUAAAACAGCAGUAUGAACUCUCCUUGAGAACUUCACAUUUCACAACAUCAGUUGCUAAGACUGCACACAAGAGGAUAACAAAGAAUUUUUCUUCCAUUAUGUUUUGCUUGGAUACACUUGGUGUUUGGUUGGCUUUAAAGGCUGCAGAGUUCUUAUCUUCCCACGAAAGUGAAUCAUUUAAAACUGGGGAUAUAUUUGUGAACAGAUUUAGUUUAGAUACUGUGAAGCUAUUUAAGAAAUACUUAUCAUCUGGUCCUCAGCGGUUUAUUGGUAAUGACACUAAAUCGGAUAAGGAUAUGGGGCUGUUAACCUCCAAAGUUUGUUGUCUUGUUGACACGCUGCUUGAGUACAGGUUAUCCUCGCUGAAGAAUUUCCAUUUAGAAAUCAUGCAUGUGGGUGUUACCAUCAUUGAUAGGGGUUUGUCUGACAUGCGAUGCAUAGUUUUUGUUGAACGAGUAAUUACAGCUAUUGUCCUCCAGGAUCUAUUGAAUGUAUUGCUUCCAAAAUACAAUAGCUGGAAGACGAAAUGCAUAGCAGGAAAUAAUACUGGUGUACAUAAUCAAUCCAGAAAAAUGCAAAAUGAAAUUGUGGAAGAGUUUCGUUUGGGCAUGGUCAAUAUCAUUGUUGCAACAUCAAUUCUUGAAGAGGGUUUAGAUGUUCAAAGUUGCAAUUUGGUUAUCAGAUUUGACCCCUGUCCCACUGUCUGCAGUUUCAUACAGUCCCGUGGCCGUGCUAGAAUGCAGAAUUCAGACUAUGUAUUAAUGGUUCAACGUGGGGAUUCAGUCACAUAUUCUCGGCUAGAGCACUACCUUGCUAGUGGAGAUCUUAUGAGGAAGGAGUCACUGCGUCAUUCUUCCCUUCCAUUUGAUCAUUUUGAAAGUGAUCAAUUCAAUGAGGAAGUUUAUCGAGUUGAAAGCACUAAAGCCAUUGUGACUCUGAGUUCUAGUAUUGAGUUGAUACACAUAUUUUGCUCUUGGCUCCCUUCAGACGGGUACUUUAAACCCACUCCAAGGUGGGUAAAAGAAACAGGAACAUUGCAUCUUCCGAAAAGUUGUCCUAUACAAACUAUUUGUGUAGAAGGUGACAAAAAAGCCUUGAAGAAAAUUGCUUGCCUUGAAGCAUGCAAGCAACUUCAUAAGAUUGGAGCUUUGACAGAUAAUCUUGUUCCCAAAAUUUAUGUUGAAGAAGGGGAGAUGCAAGACUUCGCGAAUGAACCUUUCAAUGAGGAGCAACCAAGUUAUAUGCCAUGCGAAUUGGUGAACCACUUCUCUAAUACGGAGAAUACAAUAUAUCAUUGCUAUCUAAUGGAGUUAAACUCCAAUUUUAGUGAUGAUAUAUCUAAUAUUGUGGUUGCCAUGAGAAUGGAGCUUGAUCGAGAAAUUGGAAGCAAGGAAUUCCAAAUGCCUUAUGACGAAGGUAGUUUGUAUGUAAAGUUGAGAUACACAGGAACCAUGGAUCUUUCUCCAAAUCAGGUUCUUUUAUGCAAGAGAUUCCAGGUGACAAUUCUUCGACUGCUCCUGGAUCAUAAUAUGGAGAAGCUGAGAUCUGCAGACCAACUAUGUUCAGAAGGCGAUCCGGAGAUUGAUUAUCUCUUGCUUCCAAUCCAUAAGCAAAGACUUUCUGUCGAUUGGUCCUCGAUCAAUUCUUUGUAUCCGUCAAAAUUUGCUUGUGGAAAUCAUUCUCUCAAUGUAUGGACAAAGAACGGCCGUGUUUGCACCUGCAUGCUAAGGAACGCUUUGGUUUAUACUCCUCAUAAUGAUCAUUUUUAUAUCACAACUGAUAUAACGUGCUUGAAUGGAAAUUCGCAUUUGAACCUAAGGCAUGGUGCAAUUACCACAUACAAGAAGUACUUUAUACAAAAGCAUGGCAUUAAGUUGAAGUUUGAACAACAAAGACUGCUUAAAGCAAGGCAUCUCUAUCAUGUCAAAAAUUAUUGUCAUGGACACAAACAACAGAAGGACACAGUUUCUGAAGCAAGCAAGAGCACAGUUGAAUUACCUCCUGAACUGUGCUAUAUAGUCAUGUCGCCAAUGCCUAUUAGUACCAUUUAUUCCUUCUCAUUUGUUCCAUCCAUUAUGCAUCGAGUUGAGUCGUUGCUUGUAGCUUCUAACUUGAAGAAGCUGCAUUUGGAUCAUUGCAUGCAAAAUGUGGUUUCAACUAGCAAGGUCUUGGAAGCACUCACUUCAAAAAGUUGCGGGGAGAGCUUUCACUACAAAUCUCUAAAGACUCUUGGAGAUUCUUUCUUAAAAUAUGCAACUAGUCAGCACCUUUUUCAAACAUAUCCAAAUCACCAUGAAGGUCUUCUUACUGUGAAGAGGGAAAAGAUAAUUUCUAAUGCUGCCCUAUGUAAGUUUGGGUGCAGUUGUAACCUUCCGGGCUUCAUACGAAAUUCACGUUUUGACCCACAAACUUGGGCUGUUCCCGGCAAUAAAUCAAUAAGUUUAAAACUAGAAGAGUUGGACUCCAAGGGGGCAAAAGCUUUUGUUAGUGGAAAAAGAAAGUUAAGACGGAAGGUUAUUGCUGAUGUUGUUGAGGCACUAAUUGGUGCCUACCUUAGCACCAGUGGUGAAGCGGCCGCACUGUUGUUUAUGAACUGGGUUGGCAUCAAAGUGAACUUUAAUUUUUCACCCUAUGAGAGGCACUAUAACAUUCAUCCAGAGAGGCUGAUAAAUGUGAACUUUCUAGAAUCUCUCUUAAAUUAUUCCUUCCGUGACCGGCAUCUUCUAGUGGAGGCUUUCACCCAUGGUUCUUACAUGCUGCCCGAAAUUCCAAGAUGUUAUCAGCGACUAGAAUUUCUUGGGGACUCAGUAUUGGAUUAUCUCAUUACGAGGCAUUUGGACAAUAAAUAUCCUGGAAUGUCACCUGGCCAGUUAACUGACAUGAGAUCAGCGUCUGUGAGUAACGACUGUUACGCAUGGUCUGCAGUUAAGGCCGGGUUGCACAAACACAUUCUACAUGCUUCACAAGAUCUUCAUAAGGAUAUUGUAGUCAUAGUUCAUGAAGUUGCAAAGUUUUCUCCAGCAUCACCUAUUGUAUGGGAGUUAGACAUAUCAUUUCCCAAGGUACUUGGAGACAUCAUUGAGUCUUUGGCCGGAGCAAUUUUCGUUGAUUCGGAAUAUAAUAAAGAAAUCGUGUGGCAAUGCAUACGACCGCUUCUGGAGCCGCUUGUUACACCGGAAACGUUAACAAUGCAUCCCACCAGAGAGUUGUCGGAGCUAUGCCAAAAAGAAAAUUACAAAAUAGAAAAGAUUCGGUCUCGCAAGGAUGGUGUCACCUCUUAUUUGAUGGAGGUACAAGCCAAUGGGAUCACUAUUUAUAGUUAUGAAUACACUGGUUAUGCUGAUAAGAAAACAGCCAAGAGGAUAGUUUGUAGAGAAAUUUUGAAACUGAUGAAAAAAACACAGCCCAAGUAGCUGUAAUAUUCAUAGGAAUACAAAUAUCAUAUUGUAUUGGUGCUGAUGUGCAUUAGUUGUAACAUCCUUUUGGAAAUUCCAAUAGGGAGAGGCCUUGCAAGUUGUAAUUAAACUAUAAAUAUAAGAGGGAAUGAAAAUAUCA